AUGCCCCAGGCCCCCAGCUCCGGGUCCACCUGCAUGCAGCCUUGCCCAGUUUCACCAGCUCUGCCAGCUCUGCCAGUUCUUCCUUUUCCCUUGUCUUCACAGAAGCAAGUGAAAAGUUCAGUCCUAGGCGACUGGCGUCUUACGACCGGACUUUGUCUUAGAAGGCUUUCAAAGAGGAACAUUUUUUAUUCUCGGGAAGACAGCAUGGGAGGAUGGCAUUCCAAACCUGAACCCAACAAUGACAUACAAAGUGCCAGCACAGCAGCCCCAACCAUUGCCUCUGCACCCUACUUCCUGGAAUACACCAAGAUACAGCAUUUGGUCUUAGCCUUUAUCGCGGGGGUCCUACUGACGCUGCUGCUGGUGGUCCUUAUCUUCUUCAUCAGAAAGAGCUACAGGAAAUGUCACCGCAGCCCCUGGGCCCUGAAUCCUCCCUUAGACCCUCCCUCCAGCCGAGAUCCUCCGGCCAAGCUUUCAUCCCCGGAGGAAGCACUUACCUAUGCGAGCGUAGCUUUCAAAAUCUCAGAAGAAAAGAGUGAUCAUCUGACCAAGAAACAUUCUGCACCCUUGGAGCCAGUUGUCUAUGCUCCAAUCAAAGUGACGGACUCCCCCUGCCUUUCCAAUGAGGCUUGAUGCCAGUCCCUCUUAUUCUUGGCUCCAUCUUUAUAUAUCACUUUCCCUUAGGACAAAUUCUGGACCACAGUGUGGCCAAACUAGUUGGAGCUGUUUGGGUGGGAUCUGGAAAUGUUAGCCAGCAGUUGUGAAGACUGAGGGGUAGUCCUUCUCUUGGCCUGAGAAGAGACUGCCGGCCCUCCUGCUUGGACGGACAGCCUGCUAGCCCUUUGAGGGCUGAGACAGCCUAACUGGUCCCCUUCCAAAGUGUGUGGGUACAGAGCCCAGCGCACAGUGUUCACUCGGUUCCACUGACCAGCUUGGAAGAAGUCAGCCAAAGGGGCAAGUUAGCAAGAUUUACAAAUAAAUGCAACCGCUCUUGCAAUGCUGGCCCCUCCUGCAUCAUUUACUUGUCUGGUCCUGUCAUGCCCAGAGAUCUGGAACUCCUCCACAGCCAGAAGCCUAACAGAGGUGACAGUACUCCAGAACAAGCUCAGGAUUGAUCAGGGCCCAGGUCUCAAGCUCAGC
This is a messenger RNA of Zalophus californianus (California sea lion), 1140 nucleotides long. It is a transcript of the gene C4H1orf162, whose product is annotated as chromosome 4 C1orf162 homolog. Bases 1 to 633 code for a protein of 210 amino acids. NCBI's taxonomy places the organism in Eukaryota, Metazoa, Chordata, Mammalia, Carnivora, Otariidae. The record is from RefSeq and is a predicted model, not a curated record. The transcript has 7 exons.